GAGGCUAUGGCUUAAAAAGGGUUACAGAGGCUAAGGCUUACAGAGCCUAUGGCUUACAGAGCCUAUGGCUUACAGAGGUUUACAGAGUCUACGGCUUACAGAGGCUACGGCUUACAGAGGCUACGGCUUACAGUGACUACGGCUUACAGAGGCUACGGCUUACAGUGACUACGGCUUACAGAGGCUACGGCUUACAGAGGCUACGGCUUACAGUGACUACGGCUUACAGAGGCUACGGCUUACAGAGGCUACGGCUUACAGAGGCUACGGCUUACAGAGCCUAUGGCUUACAGAGGUUUACAGAGUCUACGGCUUACAGAGGCUACGGCUUACAGAGGCUACGGCUUACAGUGACUACGGCUUACAGAGGCUACGGCUUACAGUGACUACGGCUUACAGAGGCUACGGCUUACAGAGGCUACGGCUUACAGUGACUACGGCUUACAGAGGCUACGGCUUACAGAGGCUACGGCUUACAGUGACUACGGCUUACAGAGGCUACGGCUUACAGAGGCUACGGCUUACAGAGGCUACGGCUUACAGUGACUACAGCUUACAGAGGCUCUGGCUUACAGAGGCUACGGCUUACAGAGGCUAAGGCUUACAGAGCCUAUGGCUUACAGAGGCUACGGCUUACAGAGCCUAUGGCUUACAGAGGCUACAGAUUAUAGAGGUUUACAGAGGCUUUGGCUUACAGAGGCUUACAGAGGCUAUGGCUUAAAAAGGGUUACAGAGGCUAAGGCUUACAGAGCCUAUGGCUUACAGAGGCUAAAGAUUACAGAGGCUUACAGAGGCUUUGGCUUACAGAGGCUUACAGAGCCUAUGGCUUACAGAGGCUACGGCUUACAGAGCCUAUGGCUUUCAGAGGCUAAAGAUUACAGAGGCUUACAGAGGCUUUGGCUUACAGAGGCUAAAGAUUACAGAGGCUUACAGAGGCUUUGGCUUACAGAGGCUAAAGAUUACAGAGGCUUACAGAGGCUUUGGCUUACAGAGGCUUACAGAGCCUAUGGCUUACAGAGCCUAUGGCUUACAGAGGCUAUGGCUUACAGAGCCUAUGGCUUACAGAGGCUAUGGCUUACAGAGCCUAUGGCUUACAGAGGCUAUGGCUUACAGAGGCUAUGGCUUACAGAGCCUAUGGCUUACAGAGGCUAUGGCUUACAGAGGCUAUGGCUUACAGAGGCUAUGGCUUACAGAGGCUAUGGCUUACAGAGCCUAUGGCUUACAGAGCCUAUGGCUUACAGAGGCUAUGGCUUACAGAGCCUAUGGCUUACAGAGGCUAUGGCUUACAGAGCCUAUGGCUUACAGAGGCUAUGGCUUACAGAGCCUCUGGCUUACAGAGCCUAUGGCUUACAGAGGUUAUGGCUUACAGAGCCUAUGGCUUACAGAGGCUAUGGCUUACAGAGGCUAAAGAUUACAGAGGCUUACAGAGGCUUUGGCUUACAGAGGCUUACAGAGCCUGUGGCUUACAGAGCCUAUGGCUUACAGAGGCUAAAGAUUACAGAGGCUUACAGAGGCUACAGCUUACAGAGGCUUACAGAGGCUACUGCUUACAGAGGCUUACAGAGGCUAAGACUUAAAUAGGCUUGCAGAGGCUACAGUUUACAGAGGAUAUGGCUCACAGAGGCUUACUGAGGUUACUGCUUACAGAGGCUACAGCUUACAGAGGCUUUGGGUUAAAGAGGCUAUGGCUUACAGAGGCUAAGACUUAAAUAGGCUUGCAGAGGCUACGGCUUAGAGAGGCUUACAGAGUCUACAGCUUAUAGAGGCUAUGGCUGAAAGAGGCUAUGGCUGAAAGAGACUUACAGAGACUACAGCUUACAGAGGCUUAAAUAGGAUACAACUUACAGAGGCUACAGCUUAAAGAGGCCACAGCUUACAUAGGAUACUGCUUACAGAGGCUACAGCCUACAGAGGCUACGGCUUACAGAGGCUUACAGAGGCUACAGCCUACAGAGACUACGGCUUACAGAGGCUUACAAAUGCUACGGUAUACAGAGACUACGGCUUACAGAGGCUUACAGAGGCUACAGCAUACAGAGACUACGGCUUACAGAGGCUUACAUAGGAUACUGCUUACAGAGGGUUACAGAGGCUACGGCUUACAGAGGCUACCACUUACAGAGGCUACAGCCUACAUAGGAUACUGCUUACAGGGGCUACAGCCUACAGAGGCUAACUUGGAAGGAAUGAAGGAGCAAGAUCGGAUAAGUCCGUCAGAUAAACAGGGUGCUGGACGAGGAUGGCUGUGCUAUAGCGACGUCCACCAGGGAGACAGAGCUUCAGAGGUAACGGAUGACUAGAGCUGGCCUCUAGGCUAGCUGCGGGAGAUGGAAGGAGGACAGCUGACGAUCAGAGAAGCAGGCACUGCAGACAGAGCGGCUAAGAGAGAAGGCAUGUACUGGCCGGUGGCGAUGGAGGUAGGACUACAGAAACAGUCCUUCUAGGGCUAAAAUAAAGCAGCUUCUAUUUAAGCCAUCCACUAACUUCUACAGAGCUUUCCAUCUUACUCCUUUUUUAAUAUUUUACAUCACUUUCUCUAUCUUCCAUUUCGAUUUAUAAAGUUUGCCUCCGUUGCCUCCUCACUAAAGCUGGCAAAUUCAUGAUCUCCUAAUUUUAGAUUGCAAUUCAAUUAAUUUGAUUAAGUUUAUUUCUAUAAUGCCAAUUCACAGCACAUGUCAUCUCAAUGCACUUUACAGUUCACUAGAUCAUCCAGUCAGAUUGAUUCAGUUUUCUAUCUAAGAAAAACAAUUCCACU
Cyprinodon tularosa is the source of this 2755-nucleotide messenger RNA. RefSeq lists its product as uncharacterized. The transcript is spliced from 2 exons. The record is from RefSeq and is a predicted model, not a curated record. Lineage: Eukaryota; Metazoa; Chordata; Actinopteri; Cyprinodontiformes; Cyprinodontidae. The coding region runs from base 613 to 1581 and encodes 322 amino acids.